This is a messenger RNA of Fusarium redolens, 804 nucleotides long. Its product is annotated as ankyrin repeat-containing domain protein. NCBI's taxonomy places the organism in Eukaryota, Fungi, Ascomycota, Sordariomycetes, Hypocreales, Nectriaceae. The coding region runs from base 1 to 804 and encodes 267 amino acids. Gene Ontology annotation, molecular function: protein binding. Gene Ontology annotation, biological process: regulation of barbed-end actin filament capping. Gene Ontology annotation, cellular component: cytoplasm; nucleus. The record is from RefSeq and is a predicted model, not a curated record. The transcript has 2 exons.
AUGGACAACCACUCGGCAGCACUGUUAGUAUCAGCCAAGCGCAACAAACUUGCUGGCGCGACUCGAGCCCUCAGUUCGGGUUCGAACAUCCACUCUGGCGAUACGACCGAGACAGUCACCUACUACACCACCGGGCCAAACGCUGUCAAGAAGGGCCACAGGGUUCCUGUCCACCUUGACGACCAAGCCACUGCCAUCCACUGGGCUGCUUCCAAUGGGUACACGGAGAUGGCAUCUCUCCUUCUUAACCGAGAGGCCAACCUUAACCACAGUGUCAACGUCGACGCCUCUGAAUGGUCUAGCCGCCAGAGGAUACCGACUGGCCAAACCUUCAAAGACUGCAUCCCACUUGACUAUUACCCAACCAAUUUCACAAGCAGAGCUGUUGUGGAUAACGCAUUUUUGGGCUUGGAAUGUCUGGAAUCUCCGCAAGCCAUCAGCACCAAAUAUCGAUUCAUGAAAUUAGAGCAAGGCGUGAAUCCUUUAUACUUUGCUGUAGAGGGCGGCAAAAUCGAAAUCGCAGAGUCUCUCAUCAAGGCUGGGGCUGAUCUGACUACCCAUACUGGAACAGGACUCAACGCUCUGCAACCGGCAGUGAGCAUGGAGGGGAUUGAUCCGAAUAAGGAGAUGGCGCUACCAGUAGUCAAAUUGAUCAAGACUCUUGUAGAGCACGGAGCCGACAUCAACCGAUGGGACUUUCUUGGUAACACACCCCUCCUCACUCAUCUGCAAGACUUUAAGCCGAAUGAUUCCGUCAUCGCAGAAUUUAUACGACAAGGAGCCCAUGUGUACGAGGGCUUCUAA